UGAGCUCCUUCUGUUUCAUUGUGCACGUUGUGUCCUCAAGCUGCAGCAGAGCAGAGCGGAGCGGAGCGGCAGCAGCGGAGCAGGCCCGGCCACAAAUCUCGGCUCCGCUCGCCCUUCGAGGCCUGUGUCAGUCGGGACAUGCUGCCGCCGCGCCGCGCGCGAGCGUCCGCGUCCAAAAGGAACGCGAGCACCAGCUGACGGGGAGCUGACUGGAGCAUGCUGCACCCCAUCAGCACAUUGGUUUCUACUUAACGGUGCACGCAUGCACGCGCGAUGAGGGCGGAUCGCUUCCGCUUGGAAUAGCUCUUUUUUCCCCCCCUUUCUUUUUUCUUUUUCCAUUUGUGUAACUGUCAGACAAGAAGAAAGGCGGCGAAAAGAAGACUCAAAAGGAAGGAAGCAGGGCGCCGCCGCCAUGGGCUGCGUCAAGAGCAAAGAGGACAAAGGCCCCGCCAGCAAGUACGGCGCGGACAACACUUUGCUGUCCGACCCCAACGUUGCCGCGGCGACGCCCCACGUGGGCCACUACGGGCCUGAUCCCACCCAGCUACAACCCGGUCUAGCACCCUCCGCCUCCUCCUGUUCCGGAGCCACCAACUUCAACUCUGCCUUCACGCCCUUCGGGGUGUCUUCGGCCGGCAUGACCCCUUUCGGGGGGGCGUCGGCCUUCACCGGCCCUGUGUCCAACUCCUUCACAGGUUCUGUCCCAAGCGGCGUGACCUUCUUCGUGGCGCUGUACGACUACGAAGCUAGAACAUCGGACGACCUGUCGUUCAAGAAAGGCGAUCGCUUCCAGAUCAUCAACAAUACGGAAGGAGACUGGUGGGAAGCUCGCUCCAUCACCAGCGGCAAAAAUGGUUACAUCCCUAGCAACUACGUGGCCCCCGCAGACUCCAUACAGGCGGAAGAGUGGUAUUUUGGUAAAAUGGGCCGGAAAGAUGCGGAGAGGUUGCUGCUGAAUCCAGGGAACCAUCGAGGGACGUUCCUGGCGCGAGAAAGUGAAACCACCAAAGGUGCUUUUUCGCUCUCCAUCCGCGACUGGGACGAAAGCAGAGGCGACAAUGUGAAGCACUACAAGAUCCGCAAGCUGGACAGCGGCGGCUACUAUAUCACCACGCGAGCACAGUUUGACACUUUACAGAAGCUGGUCAAACACUACUCGGAGCACGCCGACGGCCUCUGCCACAAGCUGACCAGCGUUUGCCCCACCGUGAAACCUCAGACGCAAGGUCUCGCCAAGGACGCCUGGGAGAUCCCGCGAGAGUCCCUUAGAUUGGAGCUCAAGCUGGGCCAGGGCUGCUUUGGAGAAGUCUGGAUGGGCACGUGGAACGGCACCACCAAAGUGGCCAUCAAGACGCUGAAGCCGGGCACCAUGUCGCCCGAGGCCUUCCUGCAGGAGGCUCAGAUCAUGAAGAAGCUGCGGCACGACAAACUGGUGCCGCUCUACGCCGUCGUCUCCGAGGAGCCCAUCUACAUAGUCACAGAGUACAUGGUCAAAGGCAGCUUACUGGACUUCCUCAAAGAAGGUGACGGAAAGUUCCUGAAGCUUCCCCUGCUGGUGGACAUGGCCGCACAGAUUGCCGAUGGCAUGGCGUUCAUCGAGAGGAUGAACUAUAUCCACCGAGACCUGCGGGCCGCCAACAUCCUGGUGGGCGACAACCUGGUGUGCAAGAUUGCAGACUUUGGUCUGGCCAGGUUAAUCGAGGACAACGAGUACACGGCGAGGCAAGGAGCCAAAUUCCCCAUCAAGUGGACGGCACCGGAGGCGGCGCUGUACGGACGCUUCACCAUCAAGUCGGAUGUGUGGUCUUUCGGCAUCUUGAUCACCGAGCUUGUCACUAAAGGCAGAGUGCCCUACCCGGGUAUGGUGAACCGCGAAGUCCUGGAGCAGGUGGAGCGCGGCUACCGCAUGCCAUGCCCGCAGGGCUGCCCCGAGUCGCUGCACGACAUGAUGAAGCUGUGCUGGAAGGAGGAGGCCGACGAGCGGCCCACCUUUGAGUACAUCCAGUCUUUCCUCGAGGACUACUUCACUGCCACGGAGCCCCAGUACCAGCCCGGGGAGAACCUAUAGUAUGGAUCACCACGGGGGGGAGGGGGGUACUGUUAAGUUGGGCAUCAAGUUGCAUAAUACCCUCAGCAAUCUCGCUGCAGCCCGUAGCUGCAAAUUUGAGAUUCGGCUCGAUUUGUUGCCAUGUUUGACAAGGUAGGCGGAUAAAUUAUGCAUUGGAAGCAUCAAUUAUGAAUAAAGCUGGAAUGGAGAGUCCCGCCGGGGACGGACGGCCUUCUGUCCUAGCAUGUUGUCCAUACUAGGUGGUUGCUUGCUUUCAGAAUAACUACGCAUUCAAAGGCCUUUCAAAGUCAGACGUGCUCACAAUGGCAACUUUUUCAUUGAAUUGUAUCUUGUUGCUUAUUAAAAAAAAAAAAAAAAUGCUGCACAUUCUGACUAAACCUCUUCAACAUAUGAUUGAACCUUGCAGCUAUCUGCAGUACGUGUACGUCAAGACAAGCAAGAUACAUGAACUUGUUUAUGUAGCCAUCGUGGGAAUAACCUUAUUAAGCUUCGAGAUACUUUUUUUCAUGUAAGCUAACUGCAAAUGAUCAAAGGGGAAAACUCACCAUGGGAAUUUGUACAAUAAAGGAAUGAGUUGGA
Syngnathus acus (greater pipefish) is the source of this 2647-nucleotide messenger RNA. Its product is annotated as tyrosine-protein kinase Yes-like. Bases 413 to 2068 code for a protein of 551 amino acids. Gene Ontology annotation, biological process: cell differentiation; protein phosphorylation; cell surface receptor protein tyrosine kinase signaling pathway. The record is from RefSeq and is a predicted model, not a curated record. The transcript is spliced from 12 exons. Gene Ontology annotation, molecular function: signaling receptor binding; ATP binding; non-membrane spanning protein tyrosine kinase activity. Gene Ontology annotation, cellular component: extrinsic component of cytoplasmic side of plasma membrane. NCBI's taxonomy places the organism in Eukaryota, Metazoa, Chordata, Actinopteri, Syngnathiformes, Syngnathidae.